Seminavis robusta is the source of this 1069-nucleotide messenger RNA. NCBI's taxonomy places the organism in Eukaryota, Bacillariophyta, Bacillariophyceae, Naviculales, Naviculaceae. The record is from the annotation of a GenBank genome assembly.
GGAUCGGUUCUCACUUCUGAAAAGUGCGAUAGGGACUUCGAAAUGGAGUGUUCGAAUAUUAUUCGACUAACAAUGGCUAUUCGGAUUGGAAAUCGUGAGCUCUGGGUAUUUUAGUCCGUUCACGCGUUCUUCGUCAUCACUCUGCAGCCAACAGCCAGCCAACCGUGACCAUGGCCCAAAGAUUUCGAAGCGGCAGAUUUGUGCGCUGAUACCGGCCCCUGCUUCAGCACUAAUACAAGUCGUCAACCGGUUAUCCAUCUCCCAGACAACGAUCAACUGACUACACAAGGAUUCAUUUAUCGCAGUCGAUUGCUUAUCAAGAGAACAGAAAAGCCAAGAGAUAGAUAAUCAUGUCAGAAGCCAAGACUGCCGAUGCUACCGCCGCCACUGAGGGCGAGGAGAAUAUCCCUGAUAUGAGUCUAUUGUCCAUUACAGAUGGAGAGAAUGAGCGAGGGAUCCCGGUUGUCAAGUUCAUUGAUGAUGUCGGAGCUUUUGCAGAAUCUUUUACGCCACCGGCUUCCGCUGAGCUGCUAAUUGGCGCCUACACGGAGCUCCAUUCCAAAUUCAAGACCUACGAGAUCAGUUUGACCCAAAAGCAGGCCAACCUAAAAUCCAAGAUCCCCGAAAUGGAAACCUCUCUGGCAUUGGUGAAAAGCCUGCAAAAGAAACGCGACGACAAGGAGACAAUCAUAACUCGCUAUAGCUUGGCAGACGAUGUCUACGGCAAAGCAGAGCUGGACUUGGAUCAGGGCAGCGUCAAUCUCUGGCUUGGAGCCAAUGUCAUGCUGGAGUAUACCUACGAAGAUGCCAUUGAAUUCUUGUCCAAAAAUGAACAAUUAGCUCGGAAAGAAUUCGGCGAAGUAAAGAAUGAUCUGGCGUUUGUCAGGGAUCAAAUUGUCACCUCGGAAGUGAGUAUGACGCGCAUUUUCAAUUGGGACGUCCGAAAGAAACGAGUAGAAAAGGUACAAGGCGGGGGCGACGAAGCCAAAUAAUACAUAUUGUAGCAACCAGCCAUAGGAAGGAAAUAGAGAAGGGUGUUGUUGCCAAAUUCUUCAAUCGAAACCUACUA